AUGGUCGGCCCACGCACCAAGCGCAUGAGCUCACGCCUCGCCAACCCGAAAUACUCCAACCCUCAAGAGGAGGAGGAAGACGACGACUCGGGUGACGCUGGAAGACGCCGGCCACCUGCGAAGCGCAGCGGGUCGGCCCGCGAGUCGACGACAAGGAAGACACCAACCCGGAAGAAGAGCAAAGACCAGCCCUCGGUACCCUUGCCCCGUAACGAGCUUGAUGCCCCAGAAGACGGCUACUGGGACGACUCUGGGAAGUGGGUCGAGGGCCCUCGGCCUGCUUCUGCCGCCGGCUCGAUGGGAGACCAACAGGCUGCCUUCAAGCAGCCGACCAACACCAACUUACCACCGCCGCCUCCCCUGACGGCCGCUCAGCGCGUCAAGGCCCGUUUAGCUGCCAGCUUCCCAAGCUACGACGAGAUCCUCCCCAAGCCCCCUCCUCCUCCACCCCCGCCUGCCCUCGGUACUCGAGCCCGCGCCAAGACCGAGUAUCGCACCAGCACCGUCACCGAGUCGUCGACCUCGACCACCUAUCGCCAGUUCAAGGCCCAUAAUGGGGCCCACUAA
Vanrija pseudolonga is the source of this 567-nucleotide messenger RNA. RefSeq lists its product as uncharacterized. Lineage: Eukaryota; Fungi; Basidiomycota; Tremellomycetes; Trichosporonales; Trichosporonaceae. The record is from RefSeq and is a predicted model, not a curated record. Bases 1 to 567 code for a protein of 188 amino acids. The transcript is spliced from 3 exons.